CUGGCUGAUGGGCAGUGAUGAUACUACACACAAACAAAUCCCAUGUUGCCCAGAAAACUGGGACCUGCUUUCUCUCCCAGAAGGCCCUAGGGUGUGGCUGAGUGAGCUGACCAUUUGAGAAUCCUUGAAAAUAUCCAGAGAGAAAUCCCCUGCCAGGGAUUGACAGGGUCACACACAACCCCACUGCCCCACACAUUGGCCAGGACUGAGGGUGCCGGCACCAUUGUAUGGGUUGGAACAAGCAAACAGUCACUCGGCCCCUGGUACAGUCAGUGAUGGCCUCGGUGCUGGGAUCGUUGCAAAUUGGUUACCACACAGGAAACAUCAAUGCCCUACAGAUGGUAAAUGCCCAGGAGAAGGAAAUGGCCUCAUCUCAGGCCUCAUCUCAGGCCCACCUUGUGAAAGGUGAUUGAGGAGUUCUUCAACCAGACCUGGAAGGAGCGGUUCCAGGAGCCCAUGUCUCUCCAUGCACUCACCAUGCUUUGGUCCUUCACUGUCAGCACCUUGGCUUUGAGGGCCACUGUUUCAGUGCUCACUGUGUGCAUAGUGGCUGAUCAUUAUGGAAGGCGCAAUUCCAUCCUGAUUGCUAACUCCCUCUCCCUCAUGGCCGUGGCAUUCAUGGGCGUCUCCAAAAUUGCAGGCUCCCUGGAGGCACUGAUUGUGGGGCGCUUCCUCAUUGGGCUCUUCUGUGGACUCAACAUGACCCCGAUUCCCCUUUAUAUCCAGGAGAUAUCCCCAACCAGGGUCCGUGGGGCCUUCUCCACCAUGAACCAGCUGUCUCAGACAGUGGGCAUCUUCGUUGGGCAGAUCAUGAGCCUGGAGAACGUCUUGGGCACUAGCCGAUGGUGGCCACUCAUGCUGUCCUUGUCUGCCAUACCUGCCAUCCUCCAGUACCUCACCCUCCCUUUUUGCCCCGAGAGCCCCCGUUACUUUAUCAUCAGUUGCCACGAAGAUGAACUGGCUGCCAGAGAACUCCAGAGGCUCAGAGGUACCCAGGACGUCUUGGAAGAGAUUGAGGAGAUGAAGGAAGAAGCAGCCAACCUUAAGGGAACAGAGGAUGUCACCACGCUGAGACUAUUCAUUGUCCCCGGCUACAAGCAGCCCAUCCUGAUUACUCUCAUUCUUAAUACCAGCACCCAGCUGUCAGGGUUCAAUGCUAUAAUCAAGUAUUCCACAAAAAUAUUCCGGCUAGCUGGUGUUGCCCAUCCCACACACACCACCAUGGGAAUUGGGGCCAUUAACAUCCUCUUCACAAUAUUCUCUGUCUUCCUUGUAGAGAGACUGGGCCAGAGGAGCCUGCUCAUGUUUGGCCAGUUUGUUAUGGCUUUAUGCAAUAUGCUGCUCACUCUUUCCAUUGCUACACUGGGUGAAGUGCCAUGGACAAACUACUUUCUCAUCUUGGCCCUUUUCACCAUGGUGGUAUUCUAUGAGAUUGGUCCUGGUCCCAUAUCUUGGUACAUCACAGCAGAGCUCUUCAGCCAAUCAGCGCGUCCUGUCACCAUGGGGCUCACCAGUAGUUGGAACUGGUUUCAUAAAUUCAUCGUAGCCAUGUUCUAUCAGCCGCUCCUGCACCUGGUGGGCCCCUAUAUCUUCCUGCUCUUCACAGGCGUCCUUCUGGUGGCCGUUCUCUACACCUACUUCCGAGUGCCGGAGACCAGGGGCCGCACCUUUGAAGAGGUGGACGCCGAGUUCCGCCAGGCUGACGCCAUCUUCACUAGCUGCUUUUAG
Molecule: messenger RNA, 1728 nt
Organism: Mauremys mutica (yellowpond turtle)
Lineage: Eukaryota; Metazoa; Chordata; Testudines; Geoemydidae
Product: solute carrier family 2, facilitated glucose transporter member 1-like
Exons: 10
Coding region: 457-1728 (423 amino acids)
Biological process (GO): monosaccharide transmembrane transport
Cellular component (GO): membrane
Molecular function (GO): hexose transmembrane transporter activity
Source: RefSeq, a predicted model, not a curated record